AUGUAUUUGCUUUUGUUUGUUUUAUUGGUUUACUCUCAAUCGUUGACGGUAUUUGCGGAUAACUUUUAUCCACAAAGUACUCAAUGUCAAACUGAACAAAAAGAAUGGGAGGACAAGUUGAAGGACGUUCCUCAAUCUCCAUUAAUUGAUUGUAGCAUGUUGGACAUUCAGUUUGUGGAAUGUGAAGAUGUUUCUCAAGUUGUUCAGAAGAACAAUUCUAAGGUAAGGAUUUUGUUUGAUUUUGAACAGUUUAGGUAUUAGAUGGUGCUUAAGGUGAUGUUGGAGGUUGUAUAAACUUUGCUCUAUAUUGCUUUAUGAAGAUUUUAUUCUAAUUUUUAUUGCUUUUGUGUUCAAAACUUGUAAGAACUUAUCUUUUGAGUAGAAACAAAUGUUACUUAUCUUGGAUUAAACUAAAAUAUUAUACUUUUAGGAAGGGGACUAUUGUCCAUUUUAUGGACAGAAGAAUGGUGUUUUACAUAAGAUCAAUGUGACAUGCAGAGCUCUUCCUUGUAUUGAAUGUAGAGGACCACGGGAGUUUCCAAGACUUGUGCCUUGUAUUCAGUACGUGUUACGUUUAUUUUUGUGUUUUUAGGUAACAAAGCGUGUUUUUUUAGUUAAUGUAUAAGAAUAGGUCUAUUUAUAGCUUGUACUAGCUAGUUGAAAGUUUGGAUACAGUGAGCUGCCUUAAGAGAAUGUAUAACAAGGUCUUCUAACCAUGCCAGGUGGUAUUUAAUAUAAAUUAUAACUUUUAGUUAUUCUGGCCACUUUUUCUUGUCGACCUUGCUGUACUCAAUGUUUUUGGGGAUGUUGGCAGUAGAUCGCUUCUGUCUAGGAUACUCGGCGAUAGCUGUGGGGAAGCUAAUGACACUUGGAGGACUUGGUGUAUGGUGGGUAACUGACUUCUUUUUGCUGGUUAAUGGUAGUUUGAAGCCGGCUGACGACUCGGAAUGGCAGCCUUGGACUUCUUUUUGA
Molecule: messenger RNA, 972 nt
Organism: Bursaphelenchus okinawaensis
Lineage: Eukaryota; Metazoa; Nematoda; Chromadorea; Rhabditida; Aphelenchoididae
Source: the annotation of a GenBank genome assembly